AUGACUUAUGAGUGUAGAGUAGAUGAAGAUGAAGAAGAAUGUGAAUCCCAAGAAGGUGAUGAUCAGAGUGAGAGAGCCGAAGAUAUUCAACAUGAUGGCGAUGGGGUGUUCGAAUUUAUUGAUGAGGAAAACAAUAAUGUUAAUGUUGUUUCAUCUUUCUUAGCUCUUCACGAAGUAAUGGAAGAUCCUGAGGACCCAAUAGAGUUUUCCCCUGUUCAGUAUCACUCGGCACCAUCAUUGCAGUUUGAAAAUGUAGAAAACAUUGGUAAUGCCGUUUCAAGUGACUGGACACCAUGGGAGAACACUAAUAUUGGAAACUCGGGUGGAGAGUUCAUGGUUGGCCAAGUUUUUAAUUCAAAAGCAGAUUUACAACAUGCUGCGAAGUUGUACUCUAUUAGUGCACAUCAAGAGUACGUUGUUGAGUCAACUACAAAGUUGUUAGUCUUAAGAUGCAAGAAGGCCAAACAAUCUCAAUGUCCAUGGAAACUCCGUGCUAUGGUUGUAAAAGGUACAACUUCAUUUGCAAUCAAUAAAUACAAUGGUCCGCACAAAUGUGUAAAUCCUUGCUUGAAUCGGGACCAUCAACAAUUAGAUUCCAACUUGAUUGCUGCUCAUAUCCAAGGAAUGAUUAAGGCACAAUUCACAUUGUCAGUGGCUGCUAUUCAAGCAAGUAUUGUGGAGAAAUUCGGAUACCAAAUAUCAUACAAAAAGACAUCUAAAGCGAAGCUUAAAGCUCUUACAAACUUAUUUGGUGAUUUUUAUAAGUCAUAUGCAGAGCUGCCACAUUUUUUCAUUGCCUUAGAGCAGGCAAAUCUAGGAUGUGUUGUUAUUUCAAAAACAUUUCCUGGUAUUAUGGAGAAUACAGAGAUAUUUCAGUGA
Vitis riparia (riverbank grape) is the source of this 879-nucleotide messenger RNA. RefSeq lists its product as uncharacterized. NCBI's taxonomy places the organism in Eukaryota, Viridiplantae, Streptophyta, Magnoliopsida, Vitales, Vitaceae. The transcript is spliced from 2 exons. The record is from RefSeq and is a predicted model, not a curated record. Bases 1 to 879 code for a protein of 292 amino acids.